Molecule: messenger RNA, 3307 nt
Organism: Dendroctonus ponderosae (mountain pine beetle)
Lineage: Eukaryota; Metazoa; Arthropoda; Insecta; Coleoptera; Curculionidae
Gene: Btk29A
Product: tyrosine-protein kinase Btk29A
Exons: 13
Coding region: 265-2226 (653 amino acids)
Biological process (GO): intracellular signal transduction; peptidyl-tyrosine autophosphorylation
Molecular function (GO): ATP binding; non-membrane spanning protein tyrosine kinase activity; protein binding
Source: RefSeq, a predicted model, not a curated record
AAAAAAAUCAUAUUCAUGCAAACGGAUUUAAACAGCUUAGGGAGCAUUAAUUGGAAGAUUCUCCGCGACAUUCCAGCGCAACUGGCAACUCGACAAAUACUUAACCGCACAAAAAUUGAAGUUGUCUGUGUGAGGUGCGAACUGUGAACAUUUUCAAACAAAACACUUCGGCAAUAAACCCCUAAGGGCUAAAUCAUCAUAUUGCCGGACCGUAUGCGGGGGCGGCGGCACGUUUUCGAAUCAAUUAUGUGAACGGCGAAAACAAUGUCAAUGAUCGAGUCGCGGCUUAUCAUCAAACAAGGGUACAUGGUCAAACGGUCCCAAAACAAACGUGUUUACACGCUGGUCAACUUCAAGAGGCGAUGGUUUGUGCUGACCAAAACCCACUUGAUCUACUACGAUGAUGAGGACGAGGCGAAACGCAAAGAAAAGGGCCGAGUUGAACUUGAACGCGUGCACACAAUCGAAGAAGCCCAAUCAGUGUUUUCAAACGAGGAAGUGGGCAUUCAGGGGGAGUUUUUUCCCUUCCUAGUGGGCUAUCACCAAGAGGAGGACUACACGUUGUUCCUGCUGGGAUUGGAGGAACUUGAUAGGAUUGGCUGGAUUUUCUCCAUUCGAAAAGUGUGCGCCUAUAACAGAAACGUUCGAAACUACUUUCAUCCGGCCCCUUGGAACGGGCGGCGCUGGACCUGCUGCAGAAAGGCCACGAAACUGGUGGACGGCUGCAGAGAGUGCAAUAGUUGGACCGACAGCCAAGAGAGCAGCCCUUCCAGGGGUAGCAACAAGGAGAAUUACUUCAAUACUAGCACCCCUUCAUCUCCAAUCAUGCCUGGCGGCGGGACGCCCAGCACCCCCUCAGCGAAGCAGAAGGAGGAGCAAACCACCCCAAGGGCCAAAGUGGUGGUCGCCCUUUACAACUACAAAGCGAUCGAAACGGGUGAUUUGAGCCUGGAGAAGAACAUGGAGUACGAGGUGAUUGACGACAGCCAGAAGCACUGGUGGAAAGUGCGGGACUCGAAAGGACUUAUCGGCUUCAUCCCCAGCAACUACGUGAAGGAGAAAGAGCUUUUGGGUCUUCAACAGUACGAUUGGUAUGUCAACGACAUGUCGAGGCAAAGAUCCGAAUCUCUUCUGAAGCACGAGGACAAAGAGGGCUGUUUUGUGGUUCGCAACUCUUCCACCAAGGGACUUUACACGCUGUCUCUUUACACCAAAAUACCUCACCCCCACGUGAAGCACUACCACAUAAAGAAGAACAGUCGCGGGGAGUUUUUCCUAUCAGAGAAACACUGCUGUAACUCCAUCCCGGAUCUGAUCAACUACCACAAGCACAACAGUGGCGGACUGGCUUCCCGUUUGAAGACCAGCCCUUGCGAUAGGCCCGCGCCCGCUACUGCUGGACUCAGCCAUGAUAAAUGGGAAAUCGAUCACAACGAGCUGAUGCUACUGGACGAAUUGGGUUCGGGCCAGUUUGGGGUGGUUCGCAGAGGAAAGUGGCGAGGGUCGACGGACGUGGCCGUGAAAAUGAUGAAAGAAGGCACCAUGUCUGAGGACGACUUUAUCGAAGAGGCCAAAGUGAUGACGAAGCUGCAACAUGCGAAUUUGGUGCAACUGUAUGGGGUGUGCAGCAAAAACCGACCGAUUUUCAUCGUCACCGAAUACAUGCGGCAUGGCUCGCUUUUGAACUACUUGCGGCGACAUGAGCAGUCAUUGGCGACCAAUCAGGGGCUGUUGUUGGACAUGUGUAUUCAGGUGUGUAAAGGCAUGUCGUACUUGGAGCGGCACAACUACAUCCAUCGCGACCUAGCCGCUAGAAAUUGCCUCGUAGGCACCGAGAACAUUGUGAAAGUGGCCGACUUCGGCCUGGCAAGAUACGUUUUGGACGACCAGUACACGUCUUCAGGCGGCUCCAAGUUCCCCAUCAAAUGGGCCCCGCCCGAGGUACUGAACUACACCAGAUUCUCCUCCAAGUCUGACGUGUGGGCGUACGGGGUGCUGAUGUGGGAGGUUUUCACCUGCGGAAAGAUGCCCUACGGCCGAAUGAAGAACUCGGAAGUGGUCGAGCGCGUCCAAAAGGGCAUUAUUCUAGAUAAACCCAAAGCUUGUUUUAAGGAAGUGUAUGAUGUGAUGAAGAAAUGUUGGGCCCCGCUACCAGAAAGCCGGCCCUCCUUCAGAAUCCUCAAAGACACCCUACUGAACGUAUCGCAGGGUAUUUUGGUCGAUUGACUGGCGCGUCUCGUGUGUGACACGGUGGUUAGAGGGGUGUCGCCCAGUUCGGCCGGCGGGGCUUCGUGCAGUUCGCACCAUGAUGGUUACGAAGAGGCCUGGCUGGGCGUCUGUCGAACACUUUGUAGAGAAGUGCGUCGCGCGAAAAAGACCACUAGAAACUACGAGGUGCCCUAAAGCCGCCCCAACGAACUUGUUUCAAAGUCGCGUAUCUAAUAUUUAGAUUGGUGAUGAAUCGGUGGCCAAAUGUAAUAGAAAUAGUCUGCUGGGUGCUCUCAAGUUAUCGACGUGCAGUAGACGAAAUUUAGACUGACUGAGGCUUUGGAGGACUCCCGAACCACUGGCGAAACUAAAUUGGAAACUUCUUCGGCAGACAGCUGACAAUAAUGCAAUUUUCUCUCUAUUGAGUCAGUGGGGCCAAAAGACAAAACAUUCUCACGCAAAGAACUGCCUCUUAACAUAACGUAUAGCUAUUUUUCCAUAAUAAGGGUUUAAACAACACUAAUUACGCAGAGCGUUGUAUCAAAUGAUGGCCGCAACUUUUAUAUAAAAAGUGUAUAUCCUACGGAAUUUUUUCAGUCUCCAACCCGACCAAGGGAAUUGUGUCCGAUUUCUGUUUGUCACAUCACUAGCCCGACCCUGACAAAGUUUGUGAUAUGUAUUUUUAAUUUCCCUAGGUAUAGUGCAUGUUUGUGACAUUUAGUUCCGUUUAAUUUAGCACUAGACCGCCCCUCAUUAGCUAAUUAAUACUUAACCGAGUACAACACUCAACCAGCUAAAAGCUGCAUACUAAUUGGACUUGACCUAGUUUAGUUCUAGAUUAAUUUUGAUGUGUGAUACAAAACUGUAUAAGUACUACAUAGUUUCGAACGUUAGAACCAUCCUCAAUUAUCUACACCAUGUAUUUCCAAUCGAAAUGUGUUACCAUAUCAUGUUUGCAUGAAAUUUCCUCAUUCUAUACUAAGAUACUGUGUACUGGAAAACAUUCAGUCCCUUUUUUAUUUUCAUAUAUAAGAUUUUUUAUAUGUAUUAAUAUCUGAGUUUUUAUAGAUUCUACGUAUAUUAUAAAACCUUACUGUAA